AGUGUUCUAAGUGCAAUAUCAGCAAUUCUACAGCGAGUUUACCGCUACUCAGUGAUUUACUCCAGCGUCAGCAACACUUACCAAAAAUGGCUUCAAAGAUCUCUCUCAUCGCCGUUGGGCUACUGCUGGUGAACGUGGCCGUUAAUGCGCAACAGUACGGCCAGCAGCUGGGACGCCGCAGCUCGCAGGAUCGAUUGAACCAGCUCCGUGCGUAUGACGACGGUGCCCGCCAGUCCCGCAACUACAACGAUCUGUACAACGAGCAGCGCUACGCCAGCCGCACCCUGGAUCAGGAGCAGCAGCAGCAGCAGCAGCAGCAGCAGGAUCGUCGCGAGUCAUCCGACUACGAUCGGGAUGACUACAGCUACGGGUACGCCGUGCGGGAUGAGCUUUCGGGCGACAUCAAGAGCCAGCAGGAGGUGCGCAACGGCGACCGUGUUCGGGGCCAGUACCGCACGCUCGAGUCGGACGGCACGGAGCGCAUCGUCGACUACACGGCCGACGAUGUGCGCGGGUUCAAUGCGGUCGUGCGCCACCAGCCGUCGGUCGGUACGCGGGCCCAGCUCGUCCACACGCUGCAGCCGGCCGUCCUGCUGCGACAGCCGACCGUUGGCCAUCUCGUGUCGGGCCAGCACCGUCCGGCGCUGCUCACCACGCCCCAGCAAACGUCCACCGUUCUGCUGCGCAACUAAAGCACCCUUCCCUGCGCUCCGAUACUGGAUAAUACCCGCGUACCCGCACACACCCGAAGAAUGCCAAUAAUGUUAAUUCAAUAAAAUGCCACCGUACACAAACGUAUGCCUGCCUGUUGGCUGAAGA
Molecule: messenger RNA, 819 nt
Organism: Anopheles merus
Lineage: Eukaryota; Metazoa; Arthropoda; Insecta; Diptera; Culicidae
Product: cuticle protein 19.8-like
Exons: 2
Coding region: 87-692 (201 amino acids)
Cellular component (GO): extracellular matrix
Source: RefSeq, a predicted model, not a curated record